GCGGGUGUUGUACUGAGGCCGUACUCAGUCGGAGCUUAUCCGUUGGACGACGCGGACGCGUGAGAUUCUUUUUGCGCGGAGUGGUGCGGUUCGAUUUUUGGGAACAGUUGUUCUGAAAGGUUGAGGUUGAAAUCUGCCAAGGAUAGAUUUCAAGUGUUUAUAUUUUUUUUGAGAAAAAGGAAAAAUUCAGAAAAGGACAGCAAGUUUUUUGAAGUAAGUGAUUUUGUUUGGUGAAUUAAAACAAGGUGAAUGUGUUAGAGAAGAAUUAAAAAAAAACAAGUAGAACAAAACUACUUUCGAAUGCAGAAUGCGUACAGCCGGUGAAGACGUAUGAAAAUAUUCUAUAUAAAAAAAUAUUAAAUAUUGAUGAGCCAGCAAUCUAGUGUCGCAAAUCAAGCAGAGCGGAUUGAAUCUGGAAUCGCUUUGUCAAGAGUGUUGUGCCGGAUAAUCGGUGAAUUAGAAGUUAUACAAUCCCGACGUUCAUCGAUCAACGAGUGUGACACAAUCAAUUGCAAGUGAGAGCUGGGUAGUUUCCCGCAGACUGCGCUGCCCUUGGUCCACAUUCCAGCUUGUCGUACUUGAGGCGCCACAGUGCGAUGGACCAGCCGUCGCCUCCGCCAACCAUGCACCGCAGCAUCCCGGAUACCUAUGCGGGCCGGACGCUGUUCAUAACCGGUGCGACGGGUUUCAUGGGCAAAGUCCUGGUGGAGAAGCUGCUGCGGGACUGCCCGGAGCUCAAGUGCAUCUACCUGUUGAUCCGCACAAAGCGGGGCGUGGACGCGGCCCAGCGCAAGGACGAAUACCUGAAGCAUCUGGUGUUCGAUCGGAUCCGCGAGACGAACCGGGCCCAGCUGGACAAGAUCCGGCUCGUGCGGGGGGACAUCCUGGAGGACGACCUGGACAUGGCGAACGGCGAUCAGGCCGAGCUGGCGGAGAACGUCGAGGUGGUGUUCCACUGUGCGGCCAACGUGCGCUUCGACCAGGAGCUGAAACAGGCCGUCAACUACAACCUGAACGGAACGCUGCGGGUUCUGCGGCUGGCCGAACGCAUGAAGCGGCUGGUGGCGUUUGUGCACGUGUCUACGGCGUUCUGCCAGUGUAACGAAGCCGUCGUGGAGGAACGGGCGUAUCCGGCGCCCCACAGCCCGCUGGGCAUCUCCAAGCUGGCCGACCUGGUCGACAGCAAGGUGCUGGAUCUGGUGACGCCAAGCAUGCUCGACAAUUUACCAGAUACUUACUCCUACACAAAGGCACUCACCGAAGAUCUGGUCAACGGGAUCCGCGAUCGAUUACCGAUCGCCAUCGCAAGGCCUACGAUCGUCAUUGCGGCAUGGAAGGAACCGGUGCCCGGGUGGAUCGAGGGAACCAACGGCCCGACCGGGCUGAUAAUUGGUUGUGGUCGAGGCGUUGUUCGUACGAUGCACUGCAAUCCGGACUACGAUACGCACGUCAUGCCGGUGGAUGUAACGAUGAACGCGGUGAUCAUACUCGGUGCGGAACGCAUCAACGCGGGUUUGGAUGGGAAUGCGCUGUUCUGCAACAUUUCCUCCGACAACGUGAAUCCAAUCGCAUGGGGAAAAUCUGUACAAGUUUGUGGUGAGAAGGUGCUUCAGAAUCCACUCUGCUUCUCGUUGUGGUAUCCAGACGGAUCGAUCAAGUCCAACUACGUUCACCACAUGAUCUGUGUCGUCCUGUUCCAUUACUUGCCGGCCUAUCUGAUAGACUUCUUGCUUGUUGUGUUCCGGAGGGAACCAUUCUUGGUCAAAGUGCAGAAGAAGAUCUCCCAGGGCCUGGACAUGCUUCAGUACUACACCACCAAGCAGUGGGUGUUCAAAAAUGACCAAAUGUACGCAAUGUAUAAUCGACUGUCCGCAAAAGAUCAGGACACCUUCUUCUUAGACAUAACGCACUUGGAUUAUUCAACGUAUUUCCUCGACUACGUGCUUGGUAUUCGGCAGUACGUGCUCAAGGAACCUCCGGAGACCUUGCCAAGAGCAAAAAGACUGCUACGAAAAUUGUACAUCAUGGAUAAAGUGGUGCAAGUGGCGUUCUACACGUUGAUCCUGUGGUUGAUUUGGUCCUACUGGAAAAUCGUGAUCGGUCCGAUUCAGCUCGUGCUCGACACAAGUAUCGAAGCCAUUAACAACUCUAUUGCAAGAGAAAGAAGACCAUAAACUUGGUUUAGCAGGAAAUUGAUAUUUGUUAUUCCGCCAAUUGUGAAUUUUUCGAAUAAAUUUAAAUUUAAAUCUUGUUUCAUUAUGGUUUUAAAGUUAAGGUAUAAAGUUGAAGUAAUUGUUGAUCUUAGAGUUAGAAUUAGAAAAUUGAAAACAAAGUUGAUAACAAUGUCCACGGCUGAUAUUAUUGAUCCACGGCACGAUACCCGAGCAGGUGAAAAUAACUGUAAACGUUGAAGUUAUGUUACUGUCAAGAGGUCAGGACUUGGUAUUAAAUCACCCAGAUUGGCUGUUGUAAAAAUACAAAAUAAUAACAGAGAUUUGUUCGAAAAAUAACUCACUCUGUUAUCAACAGACAAAAAAAUGUUCUCCGAUAUCAGACACUAAAAUGUUCCCGAAAGCUCAAUUCGCUAUUGGUGAAAUACAGUCGUGCAUCGGUUUAGCACCGCAUAUGGGGGAUGCAAAACAGAGGCAUGCAUAACUGAGGCACAGAGCUUAUGGGAUUCUGGUUAUAUGGGAGACAUUGGUUAUAAUCCUAUGAAAAAUCAUCCAAACUUCAAAAAAUUAAAGUGUUUGGAAAUCAGGAUGACGUUAACUAUCCAUUGCUAUUAUGCAUUCCAAUCGAAGGCUGGAGAAAACCGAGCGAGGAGCGAAGGCAAAUAAAGAACAAAGGGUGGCCACCAACACCACCAACAUGCUGGUGCAGCGCCUGUUGGAGUGAGCAAGUGCUGCCAGGAAACUUUCGCUAUAAAUGCUACUUUUCGUGAGUGUUCGCUUAAAAUUUCAUCAAUUUUGGCAGCACUAAGCAGACCCAAAAGA
This is a messenger RNA of Culex pipiens pallens (northern house mosquito), 2993 nucleotides long. RefSeq names its product putative fatty acyl-CoA reductase CG5065. Bases 597 to 2174 code for a protein of 525 amino acids. Lineage: Eukaryota; Metazoa; Arthropoda; Insecta; Diptera; Culicidae. Gene Ontology annotation, biological process: long-chain fatty-acyl-CoA metabolic process. The record is from RefSeq and is a predicted model, not a curated record. Gene Ontology annotation, molecular function: alcohol-forming very long-chain fatty acyl-CoA reductase (NADP+) activity. The transcript is spliced from 5 exons. Gene Ontology annotation, cellular component: peroxisome.